UUCGCCCCGAAGCUCGUCGUGGUCGUCUUGUACAGUCUGCACGCCAGCUCCGGCAGUUUUCCCUUUCUAUUUCUAUCAGGGGUCUGACCUUGUUUCUAACUCCGACGAUCCGAUGAACUAAUUGGACCCAAAAUGCCGAAAGUGAUCAGUUUUACGCCCCCUUGGCUAUCGCGCCCUUCUUCUGGCGCUUCAUUGUUCUCCAGCACUGCAGCUCCCAACGACCCGAUAAAUCUCAAGACCGCGAAAGAUGUUGAAUAUGAUGGCCCUAUUCGGACACUGGCACGGCGGGGGAACGAGGUGUUUACGGUGGUAGACAAUCAGAUUCGCUGGUCCAGCCUUACCCGGUUGAAGGAUCGUUGGCAGCAACGCAGCAAGUCAAAGAGCAACUCCACGGGCCAGAAGGAGAGCUCUGAAGACCCAGCAGAUACAGAGAGUAGUAUCGCCUACAGAGCAUUGGUAGUACCGGUUUAUGAACCAAUUCGACAACUUGUUCCUUCUCCGAAUGGUGCCUUUCUCGCUAUUAUCGCAGACCGCACCGUUUUUAUUGCAGUACUUCCAGAUCCUUCGCAUCUGUCCGGAACUGAUAGCUCCCCGAUCCGCGUGAAGACAUACCAGCUGGGUCCGACAACACAUGUUAUCCCCGAGUCGCCUGUGGUGUCCGCACUCUGGCAUCCUCUUGGAACCUACAGCAAUCUUGGGGGGUGUCUUGUUACAGUGACUGCCGAUGCUGCAGUCCGUGUUUGGGAGCUGGAUCGGAAUAAUCACUGGUCGUUCGAUCGCCCAACGCUGGCAAUUGACCUUCGGAAAUUGGUCGAUGGAACGUCUUCAGACCAGGACUUUGCACCCUCCGGGUUCGGUAAGAACAAGGGCUUUUCUGCAGAUUUUGUUGAUAUGGAAGUUGCGUCGGCUCGUUUUGGGGGUGUCGGCAGUGAAAAGGAGGAUGCCUGGGCAGCAAUGACUCUCUGGGUUGCCAUGCGGCCGGGUGACCUGUACGCUCUCUGUCCUUUGCUACCUUCUAAAUGGAGGGCGCCGUCGGCUGCUAUUCCUGCUCUUUCAGCCGCCAUAGUCCCCAAAAUCUCCGCUCUUGAAGAAGAUCCCCUCGACUACGAAGAAGAAUUAACUGCCUGCCGGCAGCAGUAUGAGUGGUUGGCAGAGAUCGAUAACCAAGAGCCAUUGCAAAUACUCCCAGGCUCUGUGACAGAACCCGAGUCUGAGAUUCUCACUCGACCGGCAAAUCCUAGUGCUAUUCCUAGGUUGCAAGGGCCCUUCAGAGUAGAUACUGGCGAAGAGAUUGAUGACCUUGAUCUUUGUGAUAUUCUAGUCAUUGCAGCCAAGGCUGAUGUUGACGCUUUAAUGAUGGGAGAAGAGGAUGAGCUUCUACUAGAGAGCGGAGAGGACAACUUAUCGGCCACUUUGAUAUGUCUCUCAACUCGGAGUGGCAGAGUCCAUAUUUGCCUCGAACUCGACGGAGUGCAGGGACAAUGGCUACCAAAGGCGAAGAAAAAUGCCUUCCAGACUCCUUUUUCGGAGCCGUCUGAUCUGCUUUUGGUCGAGUCGUUGGAUACCGUGAGAAAAGACCAUCAAUCCUUGGACAGCUGGCCCAUCUUUACGCCAGACGCCCACUCUCGGUACAGCUUCUUUGUCACCAACUCUCAGAGUGUUGCCUUCAUCUCCCUCGCCUCAUGGGUUCAACGAUUAGAAGCCGAGUUACAGUCUGAAGAUACAGCCGGCUCAGCCUUCCGCCUGCAGAUUCUUUGCGAAGGCGAUGUCUCUGUGCUGGAGUCAAUUAUCCAAGUGGAAGACGAUGCAGGGACCCCUAACAGCCAGCCCUCCCGUCUGCCCGCGUCCUUGGUUUACUAUGACUAUGAUUUAGGUUACUUUCUGCUGACUUACCUUGCUUCCCAUCCUUAUGCUGCGACUAUGGAAACGCCUGACCUAUUUCCAUCGUUGUCCCUCGACUCCGAGGCGGAGGAGUCCAGUUCGCCCACAAUACCGCCUCACCGACCUCCUUACCAAGUUCCUUCCAUCUUGUACUCAGAGUCUCCCUUGGAAUUUUUUGUCGACAAGCACGUACCACACCGCCACCGAAACAGUCUCAAGGAACCAAUCGUCUUAUCUCCAGCGACUCUGGACCUUGUGGCCGCGGCUCAUCGAAUCCUGUCUGCCCAUACCAAUGUUCUCGAGAGAGCUGCAUCGGAUCUAUUCCGUCGCUGUGAAAGACUACAGGGGGAAAUGCGAGAUCAAUUGGAACAGCUCUCCGAUGUGGCUGACCGCAUCAAGGGCGUAUCGAACGAGAUUGGAGAAGAUGGCCAGCGGAAGGAAGGAUCCCGAAGCACUGCAGCCCUCGAUAAGCGGCUGCAAGCCGCUCAGGACAAGCAAGUACAGCUCGUUCAACGUUACGAGACUCUCCGAAAUAAGGUUCUAAAAUCUGGUGGACGUCCAUUGAGUGAGAAGGAGGCAGCAUGGGUUUCUGAGGUGGAGACAUUAUCCGAGUCGUUUGGUGAUGCCCGCAAGGAGCCCUACGAUAGACAGCAGCUUUCCCAGCGGCUAGAGGCUGUCAAGGACAUUGCAACCGAACUCCUUCUGGAAGCAAAGGCGGUUGCUGCUAGGUCACCCAUUUCCCAGGAGCCUGGUAGUCCGGCCUCUCCUACCAGCGCACAGCCCAGGGUUCCUCAACGACUCCAGCGGGCUAAGGUUGCCGACGCCAUGAAAAUGGUAGAACGAGAGUCUGCUGUUAUUGAGUCGAUUACCGCGCGCCUAGCCCGACUGAACGCCAGCAUAUGAUACCAGCCAGCUUUCUGUUUUGUUUUGUGUUCCCUUGUUCAUUGACAUGGAGAUUAAACGUCUAUACGAAAAACUAUUGAGAGAAUUUAGUUCUGAAGGUAUAGUCAUGUAUGAAAACAUACCACUAGUCUGAUUCUGCAAAUCCAGGGGACUCGAAGAAAGGAAGAUGUAAAGAAUACCCUCCAUCAAUCAAACCCCUUCUCUGUCCACUUUACUUGUUGCAUCUCAUCACCCAAUGACCCAGCCCAGCACCUACCUACCCUAAUCAUGAAUCCCAAUU
Messenger RNA from Aspergillus ochraceoroseus IBT 24754, 3064 nucleotides. RefSeq lists its product as uncharacterized. Gene Ontology annotation, molecular function: structural constituent of nuclear pore. NCBI's taxonomy places the organism in Eukaryota, Fungi, Ascomycota, Eurotiomycetes, Eurotiales, Aspergillaceae. The transcript has 4 exons. The record is from RefSeq and is a predicted model, not a curated record. Gene Ontology annotation, cellular component: nuclear pore. Gene Ontology annotation, biological process: protein import into nucleus; mRNA export from nucleus; ribosomal small subunit export from nucleus. The coding region runs from base 133 to 2784 and encodes 883 amino acids.